Molecule: messenger RNA, 1629 nt
Organism: Penicilliopsis zonata CBS 506.65
Lineage: Eukaryota; Fungi; Ascomycota; Eurotiomycetes; Eurotiales; Aspergillaceae
Exons: 1
Coding region: 23-1588 (521 amino acids)
Molecular function (GO): protein binding
Source: RefSeq, a predicted model, not a curated record
CUAUUGAUAGGCGAUCUUUGAUAUGGCCCACCUCCCCACGGAGAUUAUCCAGUCCAUCCUCCUUCUGACCGACGGAGAGACGUACUACUCCGCCCAACACGUCUGCUCAAGCUGGCACCAGGCUGCGGCAGACGCCUUCCUGCUCCGCCAGAUCAUCACGGAGACUCCCUUUGCAGUCCCGGCGUUGGACGCACUGAGCGAGGAUGAAUGGAACGCCUUCUUCGCGCAGACGGUACGCCUGAACCUGCUCGACAAACGGAAGACGAUCGUCAAAUCGGUCUCGCGACAGGUCUGGCCGGGCGAUGCCAGCCCAUCCACCGUCUACUCCCUAUCGAGCGAUAGGGAGAAACUGGUCUCGCUCAAGGGGUCACGGGCAACAGUGUACGCUUACAGCCAGCACGGCGACGGCAGCCUCCAAUUCGAACCCGUGUAUACCAAAAUGCUCUUCUCCCUGUGGACGUUAUCGCAAUGCAUGUCCAGCGGAAGAAGCGGCGGUGUCCAGCACCGGCUCGCCCUCUCCACCGACGGACGCCUCCUCGCCAUCGCCGCGUGGAAAACCAUCCACGUCUACGACCUGAGUGAGCAGGGCCGGUGCUCCUUUGCCCAGUACUCCCUGGCGGGCAGCCAGUGCAGCUUCCUAGACGAGCUCUCGCAGAGCACGUACUCCCCCCCCGCCGCCGAUGCGAUCAUCGACUCCCUCGAGUUCACAGAGAGGGACAGCUUACUCCGCGUGGUGAUCAGGGAGGACAAGAACCGGUCGGUCCGGAUCCAGUACCUAGGGCGGCCUGACGGACAGAAGUGUGGUGGUGCUUCCACCGACCUCCUGUACUGGAAAGAAGGAAUUAAGCACGUCUACCUUGAUUCCACGGCUCUGGCCGCAGCCUACAGCGACGAAACCAACUCCACCUUCACCUUCAGGGGCAUCUGUCUCCUCCCGGAAUCGUUCAGGUUUCUCGACAACCAAUGUGUUGCAGACCGUCAACGUCAAGGCCGGUACUUCCUCGCCGCGCUGCACCACGGGCCCAACUCGGCCUCGUAUGUUCUCUGCCAUGUCUCCGCGCUUGGAACCAAAGUCCGUCUCUGCCGGGAGUUUCUGUCCCGAAAAACAUCCCCCACCUUUACGCACUGGACAGAUGACUUUGAUGAAAAGAAAGAUAUCCCUUCUUCUUCCCCCCCGUUCGGCGGAAGAGAGCAGCGAUCCGGCCUCCUCUCCGCAGAUGCGACUUCCGUCUCUCGAAAUCUCUCUCUAGCCCUCCACCGCUGGCAUAAGAUCCAUCUCCCCUGUCCGCGGGCUCUGACCCCGCUCAUCGCCGUCUCGGAGGAUGUAAAGCUGUUUGUCGUGUUUGAGCCGGGGGCCGGCCACGCCUACUCCUUCGCCACGGGGGGUGCCUUUUACGUCUACAGUCUCGAGAGCUGUCCGCAUUCCUCCUCCGCCCUCCACGACAAUCUCUGCAGGAUACAACCCUGGUCUUUUUUGUUGGAUAUCGUCGAUGUGGAUGUUGAGGAGGUCCAGGUCUUCAAGGACCCAUCGGGGGGGUAUACCGUUACAGCUAUGGGGAAGCAGGACGUCCUACAAUGGAGGAUUUAACUUGGGUAGUCAAAGACUUAGAAUUAGACUUAUGUGAGACA